UUUACAUAUAUAUUUGUCUCUCACAUUUGUCUAGAUUAUUUUAUUCAUCAUUUGUAACGUAGAGACGUCUCUAUAAUUGUAACAACAUUUUAUAAUUGAUAUAAUUGUGUCAGAUUUAAUAUUUGCAAUUGGUGUUAAAAUGAAUUAGACCUACAUAUACAGAGUAUUCCUCACUGAACGUAUUUAAAUUAAGCACUGUAAAUUCUUUUGACAAAUUUCAAAUCGUUUUUUUUUUUCUUUAUAAAAACUGUCAAAUAUCCAACAACUUUUAAGCGAUUAAAAAUAAAUAUUUCUUUCAAAAUGUAAAUUGAAGAGAAUAAGUGAAUAACGUAAGAUCAGUAUACUGCAGAAAUUUUAAUUGUGCCAACCGAUCUAACUAUAUUGCGCGAACGCAACCGCCGUAAGACCGACUUUUCGACAUCGGUGCGGUCGGUGUCGCCGUGCCAAGCAACGAAGGUGAUCGGUAGUGGCAUGGUCGUGUUCUGGAACACGUGUCGUCGGCUGAUAGUCGCGUGUCAUCAUUAAUUGAUAAACGCGACGACGAUAUAUGAUGUUAGAAGCAUUUGCUUUCAGGAAAGAAUGCUUAAAUGUGUCAAAUAUAUGGCGUAUUGUGCGUGUGUGUAAACUGUAACGUAACAUUUAUCCUCGCAGAAAAUAAAAUCUCGCCUGAGAACUCUUCUAUGACACGUGUAUAUAUCGCAAUUUUACAUUGCAUUUAUAUCCUGGUACAACUACAUAUAUUGCAUGAUUAGUUGUUGCUUUGAAUUUGUUACGCAUAAAAGAUUAACUCUUGAGUUAUUAUUAUUGAUCUGACAUAUGAUAAUAUAAUGAUAUCGAGAGCGAUCUUUGCGAAUGAUUUGCAAUAUAUUCUUUUUUACUCUAAUCUCUUUUGUUUUGCUUUUUCUCUCGAGUAAUAAGAAAAUUUGUCUCUGCGUAUUUAUCAGUCCUCGAAGGCAACGUUGAAAUAAUUAAAUCGCCGAUGAAUCUUUCGUUGAGUACAUCGCGUUGAGUAAUCGCUUUUAAAUUAGUAACCGGAACUCAUUCCCAGAGUAUUAAGUAACACGCGUCUCUCGCGAAGAUUACGGAAGUUGGAGAGGUUAUCGAGUACAUCGUUUUGAAGAUUAAGUAAGAAGGAGCACGCAUCCUUGCGGAGGAUAAAACUGCGAAAUCAAUAAUCUUUCAACAAGAGAAUAUAAGUUUCUUCAAAUAUACAUUUGGUUUCUCAAAUCAAGGCAUCUUAGUGGAAAGAAUAACGCUAGCUACGAGGCGAAGAGUCGACGCGACGUCAAGAUCGAACAUGGCUUUGUUCCCUGCAAACAGCACAAAGCCGUUGGUCGGCGGCAAUUACGUAUUGAAUGUUUUAAACUACAUUAAUGAACUGAACGAGUCGUUUAGUGCUGAGCAGUUGAAAUGUCUCGAACGCCAACAUCAGGAACGCGAAAACCAGAGGCAGGAACAGCAAGAAUGUGAAGUAAGCUGGGACACCAUACUGUGCUGGCCCCGGACGCUUUCUGGCACCUUGGCUACUAUCCCCUGCUUUGACGAGCUCAACGGAAUACCUUACGAUAGCACUCUAUCCAUCUCGCGGACUAUUCGAGAAUUAUACAUUCAUAUUAGAAAUAAACUGAAAAAAUUGCUAAAAUCCAAGGAAAUAUUUCUCACAAAUAAGCGAUAUAUUGUAUGCAAUAUUUAAUACCGAUUGUUCUCAUUGUCGGACAAAAAUAAAAUUAAGAAUUUAUAUAUUAGAAUCGUGCUACACUAGCUAUAUCGGCGAAAUGAUCGAAAUUUUUACAAGACGAAUCGCAUUUUCAUUACGAUCCGAAACGUGCAAAAUCAAGUAAAAUGUAUUGUUUAUUUAAACAGAAUCCAGUAUGUCAAAACCGAUAUAUAAUAUCGAUUUAUUUUUUUCUAUUUCUCAAAUGUAAAUUUAUAUAUGUAAUCGAACAAUGUUACGAUUUGAUUCCGCAGAUAAAUUUUUGUUAAAAAUUUCCAAAAAUAUCGCUAAUGGUGUGAGAGCAUCAGCUUAAUUGACGAAUUAUAGCUUUGUUACGAUACAGUUCAGCUCCCUCAAUUUGAUCCUAUAUUUGAUUUGAUUAAUUUGAAGUUCAUCAGUAAGCCAGCUGAUGUUACAAAGAGAGAGAGAGAGAGAGAGAGAGAGAGAGAGAGAGAGAGAGGGAAAGAAUCUCAAUCCAGAUUCGAAACAAACUUCUAUGGACAAAGUUUAAUUCAAUAAAUGUUAAUUGUGUAACUUUUAAAGCCAAAAAAGUAUUUUUGUUAAAUAAAUAAUGGCACAUUCCACGUGUCAAAGCUUCACCUAAAAAUAACUGUUUGGAAUUUUUAAAAUAAUCAUGAACAUAUGUUAGUGCACAUAUUGUAUUAGAUUAAAGAUGCAUCCAAGAUAUCCGAAGAGUCGUUUUAAGAAAUUUUUCUUUUUUAACAUUUUUAGUUAAAAUUACAACGUUGUAUACAUACAAUAUUUUAGAGUUUUUUCCGUACUUUCAGAUAAAAACAUUAAUUUUAGAGAA
Molecule: messenger RNA, 2525 nt
Organism: Wasmannia auropunctata (little fire ant)
Lineage: Eukaryota; Metazoa; Arthropoda; Insecta; Hymenoptera; Formicidae
Exons: 3
Coding region: 1298-1693 (131 amino acids)
Biological process (GO): G protein-coupled receptor signaling pathway
Cellular component (GO): membrane
Molecular function (GO): G protein-coupled receptor activity
Source: RefSeq, a predicted model, not a curated record